Paramecium primaurelia is the source of this 255-nucleotide messenger RNA. The record is from the annotation of a GenBank genome assembly. NCBI's taxonomy places the organism in Eukaryota, Ciliophora, Oligohymenophorea, Peniculida, Parameciidae.
AUGUCUUUGACUUAUAUUAAUUUGGAGAACAGUCCUAAUAAACAAAAAUCUUUUGGUUUAGCAAGUGGAAUGAUUGAGGAUUUUUUACAUAAUCCAUUAGAAAUGUUACGUACUUUGAAAUGUAAUAAAAUAAGCGGCAGUUGGGAUUUAGGAAAAAUAAAAGACAUUUUGAAUAAAAUAAAGAAUCUUGCCUAAUAAAAUAAUAAAAGUCAUAAUAUUAUAGAUCCACCAAAUAUUUCUUAAGAUAAUGAAUGA